Brassica napus (rape) is the source of this 1993-nucleotide messenger RNA. Its product is annotated as L-ascorbate oxidase homolog. The record is from RefSeq and is a predicted model, not a curated record. Gene Ontology annotation, molecular function: oxidoreductase activity; copper ion binding. Lineage: Eukaryota; Viridiplantae; Streptophyta; Magnoliopsida; Brassicales; Brassicaceae. The coding region runs from base 89 to 1711 and encodes 540 amino acids. The transcript is spliced from 8 exons.
AGACUGUCCUUAGGUCGAACCUCAAACAUAGACUCGCAACACAAAUCUUGAGGGAGAUCAAGAUUUGAUUAUAUUUUGUCUUACAAAAAUGAAACAAACCAAUCUCCUAUGUAACUUAUUCAUAGGAACCUUGUUAGUUUGGUUGGGCUCUGUUUUGGUUAAGGCAGAAGACCCUUACUUAUUCUACACUUGGACUGUUACCUAUGGAACAAGAUCUCCUUUGGGUGUUCCUCAACAGGUCAUUCUUAUCAAUGGGCAGUUCCCUGGUCCAGCGAUUGAAGCUGUCACAAACAACAACAUUGUUGUUAAUCUCAUCAACAAGCUCGACGAACCUUUCCUCAUCACUUGGAAUGGAAUUAAACAGAGAAGGACAUCGUGGCAAGAUGGAGUAUUGGGAACAAACUGUCCGAUCCCACCAAACUCGAACUGGACUUAUCAGUUUCAACUUAAAGAUCAAAUCGGCACUUUCACUUACUUCGCUUCCACAUCGAUGCACCGAGCUAGUGGUGCUUUUGGUGCUCUCAACAUUAACCAGAGAUCCGUUAUUACCACUCCUUAUCUCACACCUGAUGGUGAUUUCACCCUUCUCGUCACUGACUGGUUCAAAUUGAGCCACAAGGAUUUGCGAAAGCGGCUUGACGCAGGCUAUGCACUUCCACUUCCGGAUGCUCUUCUUAUCAAUGGUGCUUCUAAAGGUUUAAUAUUUACCGGUCAACAAGGCAAAACAUACAAGUUUAGGGUAUCGAAUGUGGGGAUAGCAACAUCCAUAAACUUUAGGAUUCAAAAUCAUACAAUGACCCUCAUUGAAGUAGAAGGCGCUCACACUCUUCAGGAGAGCUACGAGUCUCUUGACGUCCACGUUGGUCAAUCGGUGACGGUCUUGGUUACUUUAAAAGCUUCAGUGAGGGACUAUUACAUUGUAGCCUCGAGCCGGUUUACCAAACCAGUACUAAACACUACCGCGAGUCUUCGUUACCUAGGCUCCAAAAACGCAGUCUAUGGCCCUCUUCCCGUUGGUCCUACUUACCAUAUCCACUGGUCCAUGAAACAAGCAAGAACCAUCAGGAUGAAUUUGACGGCAAAUGCUGCAAGACCAAACCCACAAGGAUCAUAUCACUAUGGUACCAUACCGAUAAACCGAACUUUGGUUCUAGCCAAUGCGGCUACGAUGCUCUAUGGCAAGCUUCGGUACACGGUAAACCGAAUAUCAUACAUCAACCCAACAACACCUUUGAAACUUGCCGAUUGGUACAACAUUUCGGGCGUGUUUGAUUUCAAGACAAUCCUUAGCACUCCUACAAUCGGACCAGCUCAUUUUGGUACAUCGGUUUUCGACAUUGAGCUCCAUGAGUUCGUGGAAAUCGUUUUCCAGAACGAUGAGAGAUCAAUUCAAUCUUGGCAUAUGGAUGGUACUAGUGCCUUUCUUGUUGGAUUUGGGUCAGGGACAUGGAAUGAGACCAUGAGAAAACGUUACAACUUGGUUGAUGCUGUUGCAAGGCACACCUUUCAGGUGUAUCCGUUGUCGUGGACAAGCAUAUUGGUGUCGUUGGACAACAAAGGGAUGUGGAAUUUAAGGUCACAGAUAUGGUCGAGGAGGAAUUUAGGUCAAGAGCUCUAUGUUCGUGUCUGGAACGAUGAGAAGUCUCUAUACACUGAAGCUGAUCCGCCUCUCAACGCUCUUUAUUGCGGCCUAGCCAAACGUCCCCUUUAGAUAUUUUUCACGUAUAUUAUUGUUCUUACAAGUGGAGUGAGGAAAAAGAACAAACGUACACCUCAUUGAUUUUUCAAUAAACAGACAGAAAAAGAAAAGAAAAACUUUAUGUCUUAUGAAUUGUAUUCGGAUUGUGUUCAAUGUUCAUGCAUCUAAACCAUAAUUUCUAUAUCACAAUUAUUACUAGAACUUCUGCUUAACCAAUUCAAACUAUUUAUGCGGUUUGUAUAUGUUUGUGUUAAACUAAAACCAAAUCAUGUGUUACAAUAAAGCUUUAACGUA